AUGUCGAAGCGGCACCGCGUCGGGUUCUCCACGCUGCAAACGCACAAGGAUUUCUCAACGCAGCAAGGUAGCGAUCUGGCACUCGUUCAAGCGCUUGAAGCCACAGCGUCCUAUGACGUGGUCCUUGCCGCUUGUGACGCCACCGGUCACAUCGUCUCGGUUGUUGUCAAGAACGGCCACGAUAUUCCUGCGACCGCUCUCUCGAGCCUCAAUGGAGUCCAUGUCGCGUACUGCAUUCGCGGCCCCGUGACGUCGACAACUGCGCUGGUCUUUUGGCCGAAACAGCACCGUCUCCGGCAACUGGGUAUUGCGAAAGCUCUGGCGUACGUCCAAGAGGUUGUUCAUGGAACUGCGAGUGUGACGAUUCUCGGGUAUCCCUCGACCAAGGACGUGGUGACAGCGCUCAUCGAGAUGGUCGUGCACAACUCGGACGUAGGCCGAGUGCGCUGUCGCCAAGCCAGCUACGUGGGGGGCAAUGGCUGGUGCAUUUCCUUCUCGAAAUCGUGGUUUGAGCGAACGAAUGAGCCUGCGCCGCUCGGCGCCAGUAUCCUGCAGCUCCUCCUCGAUGUCGACGACGUCGAACUGGUCUCCGAGUACCUUUCCAAAAGCUGCGAGAACGAGUCGCAUCCGAAACUCUACCUUUUGGGUCCCAAGCUCCAUGCAUGCUUUGUCCGAACGUCAUAUGCCGACGCUGUCCAUCUGCCGUUUGUGCUGCUUGCGAGCUUGGCCGGUGUCUCGGACGACCCGAUCUGCUCCCCAUUGCCAGGCUCGAACGCGCUCAUCCAGGAAGCCUACAUUGCACUUCAUGGGUCCUGCAACGUCGCCACGAUCCUGACGGUACCCGAUGGCGAAGCACACAACGACAACCAAGCGACUGACGCUGCGCUGCAGCUCCUCAAAAGCUGCCUCCUGCUCGAAGCGUCCUUCGGAGAGAACGCUUGCGUGCCACCGCGCAUCCUCUCGCACGUGCCAGGUUUGACAUCAUUUGUCUAUUUCCCGAUCAUGUACGUGCUCCAACCCGCGAUUGCAUACGCCGUGCAGCACAACCCACACGUAAAGCUUGGGGCGUUCAGCGUCAGUGCAGUCGCGGCGCGCAUGGAGGGCAGUUUUGAUCAAGAUAUGUCUCCGCUGGCAAUGGCUGGUUCAUUUUUGCUGCGGUUGCUGGACGACAAAUGUGGCUGGACGCUGCAAAGAGCCAUCAACGACAUGCUUGAGGAUACGGACGGUGACUGUGACUCGGAGGCCAUUAUCUGUGGCAUUUGCGCGCUUUCCAAGUUCAUUGAGAUCCCGAUCGAAGUAGUGACGGAUCUUGCGCGCCACGUUGCCCGCGCCACGAUCUGUCUCACUCUUUUGCCACUUACGCAUUCUGAACGAACGCGCCAAACCCAGCGAUUUGUCAUCGCCGACGCCUUGAACUUCUUCCAUCGUGCCGCGCCACACCAUAUUGGCAUGCUGCUUGCAAAACUCGAGAGUCAGCUCGGCGGUGACGACGACGACCCUUUCUACUCGGUCGCCGACGUCGCAACGGUGUUUUUACAGCUUCUUGAGACCUUUCAAGAACGCUGGCCAGGCCUCGACAUUGGAGUCUGCAUUUGCAUCGCCCAAGCGCUCCACGCAGCACUUCAAGGCACAAAGGAGCCGGAUCCAGAGAUCCUCGCUGCAUUGAGUCGCCUCACGGCCGACCAUGAGGUGCCAACCAAACGUCAGCGUACGGCGUGAAGUACUCGAGCUACAGUACACUGUUGUUGGACUCGACAACAUUAUGUUCCACCAAAUAUACAUUGUCUUUUCA
Saprolegnia diclina VS20 is the source of this 1792-nucleotide messenger RNA. RefSeq lists its product as hypothetical. The record is from RefSeq and is a predicted model, not a curated record. Bases 1 to 1719 code for a protein of 572 amino acids. The transcript has 4 exons. NCBI's taxonomy places the organism in Eukaryota, Oomycota, Saprolegniomycetes, Saprolegniales, Saprolegniaceae.